GCUGGGUUUGAGAAGUCGAAGGAGCCAGGAGAAAUACAGUAUCUUAUUAAAUGGAAAGGUUGGUCACACAUCCAUAACACUUGGGAAACUGAAGAAACACUGAAACAACAAAAUGUUAAAGGAAUGAAGAAGCUGGACAACUAUAAGAAGAAGGAUCAGGAAACAAAACGAUGGCUGAAAAAUGCUUCUCCAGAAGAUGUGGAAUAUUACAACUGCCAGCAGGAGCUUACAGAUGAUCUACAUAAACAAUAUCAGAUAGUGGAAAGAAUAAUUGCUCAUUCAAAUCAGAAAUCAGCAGCUGGUUAUCCAGACUACUAUUGCAAAUGGCAGGGUCUGCCUUAUUCAGAAUGUAGCUGGGAAGAUGGUGCUCUCAUUGCCAAGAAGUUUCAGGCACGCAUUGAUGAGUACUUCAGCAGAAAUCAAUCCAAGACCACUCCCUUUAAGGAUUGCAAGGUUCUAAAACAGAGGCCAAGGUUUGUUGCGCUAAAGAAGCAACCAUCUUACAUUGGAGGACAUGAAAGUUUAGAGUUAAGAGAUUAUCAGUUAAAUGGAUUGAAUUGGCUUGCUCACUCAUGGUGCAAAGGGAAUAGCUGUAUUCUUGCAGAUGAAAUGGGUCUGGGUAAAACAAUACAAACAAUUUCUUUUCUGAACUACCUGUUCCAUGAACAUCAAUUGUAUGGGCCUUUCUUGCUGGUUGUGCCACUUUCUACCUUGACAUCUUGGCAAAGAGAGAUUCAAACUUGGGCUCCUCAGAUGAAUGCUGUAGUUUACUUAGGAGAUAUAACUAGCAGAAAUAUGAUUAGAACUCAUGAAUGGAUGCAUCCACAGACUAAACGAUUAAAAUUUAACAUACUUCUAACAACAUACGAAAUUUUGCUGAAGGAUAAGUCAUUCCUUGGUGGUCUGAAUUGGGCGUUCAUAGGAGUUGACGAAGCUCAUCGCUUAAAAAACGACGACUCUCUUCUGUACAAGACUUUAAUAGACUUUAAGUCUAACCAUCGUCUUCUUAUUACUGGAACACCUCUGCAAAACUCCCUCAAAGAGCUUUGGUCUUUGUUGCACUUCAUCAUGCCAGAAAAGUUUUCCUCCUGGGAAGAUUUUGAAGAGGAGCACGGCAAAGGGAGAGAGUAUGGUUAUGCAAGUCUUCACAAAGAACUUGAACCAUUUCUGCUGAGAAGAGUUAAAAAAGAUGUAGAAAAGUCUUUACCUGCUAAAGUUGAGCAAAUUCUGAGGAUGGAAAUGAGUGCAUUGCAAAAACAAUAUUACAAGUGGAUUUUAACCAGGAAUUAUAAAGCCCUCAGUAAAGGUUCAAAAGGCAGUACGUCAGGCUUUUUGAACAUCAUGAUGGAACUCAAGAAGUGUUGUAACCAUUGCUACCUCAUUAGACCACCAGAUGAUAAUGAAUUCUAUAAUAAACAGGAGGCCUUACAGCAUUUAAUACGUAGCAGCGGGAAACUAAUCCUUCUUGACAAGCUACUGAUUCGUCUGCGAGAACGUGGCAACAGAGUUCUGAUUUUCUCACAGAUGGUGAGGAUGCUGGACAUCCUAGCAGAAUAUCUGAAGUAUCGUCAGUUUCCCUUUCAGAGACUUGAUGGAUCAAUAAAAGGGGAAUUGAGGAAACAAGCACUGGAUCAUUUUAAUGCAGAAGGAUCAGAGGACUUCUGCUUCUUACUGUCUACUAGAGCUGGAGGAUUAGGUAUCAACUUGGCUUCUGCUGACACUGUAGUAAUAUUUGAUUCUGACUGGAAUCCACAGAAUGAUCUCCAAGCACAGGCUAGAGCGCAUAGGAUUGGACAGAAGAAACAGGUUAAUAUUUAUCGGCUAGUCACAAAAGGAUCAGUAGAAGAAGAUAUUCUUGAAAGAGCCAAGAAAAAGAUGGUGUUAGAUCAUUUAGUAAUUCAGAGAAUGGACACUACAGGGAAAACCGUACUACAUACAGGCUCUACUCCUUCAAGCUCAACACCUUUUAAUAAGGAGGAGUUAUCAGCAAUUUUAAAGUUUGGUGCUGAGGAACUUUUUAAAGAACCUGAAGGGGAAGAACAGGAGCCCCAGGAAAUGGAUAUAGAUGAAAUCUUGAAGAGGGCUGAAACUCGGGAAAAUGAGCCAGGUCCCUUAACUGUAGGAGAUGAAUUGCUUUCACAGUUCAAGGUGGCCAACUUUUCCAAUAUGGAUGAAGAUGAUAUUGAGUUGGAACCAGAAAGAAACUCAAGAAAUUGGGAAGAAAUCAUUCCAGAAGUCCAGCGGCGAAGAAUAGAAGAGGAGGAAAGACAAAAAGAGCUUGAAGAAAUAUACAUGCUCCCAAGGAUGAGAAACUGUGCAAAACAGAUCAGCUUUAAUGGAAGUGAAGGGAGGCGCAGUAGGAGCAGAAGAUACUCUGGAUCUGAUAGUGACUCCAUCUCAGAAAGAAAACGGCCAAAAAAACGUGGAAGACCACGAACCAUUCCUCGAGAAAAUAUUAAAGGAUUUAGUGAUGCAGAGAUCAGGCGGUUUAUCAAGAGUUACAAGAAAUUUGGUGGCCCUCUUGAAAGGUUAGAUGCUGUAGCUAGAGAUGCUGAAUUAGUUGAUAAAUCAGAGACAGAUCUUAGACGUUUGGGAGAGCUUGUACAUAAUGGAUGCAUUAAAGCUUUAAAGGACAAUUCAUCUGGACAAGAAAGAGCAGGUAGACUUGGGAAAGUUAAAGGUCCAACAUUCCGCAUCUCAGGAGUGCAGGUGAAUGCAAAGCUAGUCAUCUCUCAUGAAGAAGAGUUGGCACCAUUGCACAAAUCCAUUCCUUCAGAUCCAGAAGAAAGAAAAAGAUAUGUCAUCCCAUGCCACACCAAGGCUGCUCAUUUUGAUAUAGAUUGGGGUAAGGAAGAUGAUUCCAAUCUGUUAAUAGGCAUCUAUGAAUAUGGUUAUGGCAGCUGGGAAAUGAUAAAAAUGGAUCCUGAUCUUAGUUUGACACAGAAGAUUUUGCCUGAUGAUCCAGAUAAGAAACCCCAGGCGAAGCAGUUACAGACCCGUGCAGACUACCUCAUUAAAUUACUGAAUAAAGACCUUGCAAGGAAGGAAGCACAAAGGCUUGCUGGUGCAGGCAAUUCAAAGAGGAGGAAAACAAGAACUAAGAAGAAUAAGGUGAUAAAGGCUGCAAAAAUGAAAGAAGAAAUAAAAAGUGAUUCUUCACCACAACCCUCAGAAAAAUCUGAUGAAGAUGAUGAUGAGGAUAACAAGGAUGAGAUUGUUUCAGUGAAACAUCCACAUAAAAAAAUUAAAGCAGAAAAAGAAAAUGAAGAAAAGCCUGAGCCAGAUAUUGGUAUAAAGAAGGAAGCUGAAGAAAAAAGAGAGACAAAAGAAAAGGAAAAUAAGAGGGAUUUGAAAAGGGAGAAAAAAGAAAAAGAGGAUAAGAAAGAAUUAAAGGAAAAAGAUAUUAAAGAAAAGAGAGAAAACAAAGUAAAAGAAUCUACACAGAAAGAAAAAGAAGUGAAGGAAGAGAAGGUGAAUGAAAUCAAAUCUGAAAAUAAAGAAAAAACUAAAAAAAUUUCAUUGUUGGAUACUCCAGUUCAUAUUACUGCAACUAGUGAACCAGUUCCUAUAUCUGAGGAAUCUGAAGAACUGGAUCAGAAAACUUUUAGCGUGUGCAAAGAAAGAAUGAGGCCUGUCAAAGCAGCAUUGAAACAGCUGGACCGACCAGAGAAGGGCCUUUCUGAAAGAGAGCAGCUGGAACAUACUAGACAGUGUCUAAUCAAAAUUGGGGAUCACAUUACUGAAUGUCUAAAGGAGUACACAAAUCCUGAACAAAUUAAACAGUGGAGAAAGAAUUUGUGGAUUUUUGUCUCUAAGUUUACAGAAUUUGAUGCCAGAAAGUUGCACAAACUGUAUAAACAUGCAAUCAAAAAACGCCAAGAGUCUCAGCAACACAAUGACCAGAAUAUUAGCAGCAAUGUGAAUACACAUGUAAUUAGAAAUCCAGAUGUGGAAAGACUAAAGGAGAAUACAAACCAUGAUGACAGUAGCAGGGACAGUUACUCUUCUGAUAGACAUGCUUCACAAUACCACGAUCAUCAUAAAGACAGGCAUCAGGGAGAUGCUUACAAGAAAAAUGAGUCUAGAAAAAGGCCAUAUUCAGCCUUCAGCAAUGGAAAAGAUCACAGAGACUGGGAUCACUACAAACAAGACAGCAGAUACUACAGCGAUAGUAAACAUAGAAAGUUAGAUGACUACAGGAGCAGAGACCAUAGGUCAAACCUGGAAGGAAGUUUAAAAGACAGCCGGGCUCAUUCAGAUCACCGUUCCCAUUCAGACCAUAGGAUACAUUCAGAUCACCGUUCCACCUCAGAGUACAGCCAUCAUAAAUCUUCUAGAGAUUAUAGGUACCACUCAGACUGGCAAAUGGACCACAGAGCUUCGGGUAGUGGCCCAAGGUCACCAUUAGAUCAGAGGUCUCCUUAUGGUUCAAGAUCUCCCCUAGGACACAGAUCUCCAUUUGAACACUCAUCAGAUCACAAAAGUACACCUGAACAUACAUGGAGUAGCCGGAAAACAUAACGAAGACUGACAUUUUCUGGACCUUCUUUUAGCCAUAUACAGUAAACUAACACAGUAAUUGCCUUACAUGACUUGAAAGAUACGGACUGGAUAUUCUAUCAGUAGCGGUAUUGUUACUUCUUUCCAGGAUGCAAGGUCUAUUAUCCCAACAGAAGAAAAAUAUUUUUGUAUUUAAAGUUUAUGCUGCACUGUGCUGCAAAUGUUGUGGCACUCUUUUUUUAAGAAAUGGAAGAUGUUUACUUUUACAGGGACCUCAACACUGCCCCUUUCAGACUGGAUCUUACUAUAAAAUGCUUCAUGUCAAAGUGGUUUUAGGCUGAACACACUUUAAAUUAUGUUUGUAAAUGAACUUUUAAACACUGACCUGUGCUCAUAUUUCAGGAAGGAAUGAGGAGUUUAUUUUCUUUUGUUUCUUAGUAAAGAAUUCUCAAGGACUUUGUUCACUUUCCAAAGCUACUUGUUUACAUUGUACACUGCGACCACCUUGCCGCUUUUCAUCACAAGCUUGAAUAUUUAAAUUCUGUACCUAUAACUGUAAAAUAGCCAGGAUUUCUCCUGUUUGUGAUCAGUUAUAAUGCCUUUUUACAAAACAAACAAACAAAAAAUAAAAAACAAAACACAGAAACAAAUGGCUGUAAAUUAUUGUAAAUUAAUUAAAUGAGCUUU
This is a messenger RNA of Pelecanus crispus (Dalmatian pelican), 5187 nucleotides long. Lineage: Eukaryota; Metazoa; Chordata; Aves; Pelecaniformes; Pelecanidae. The record is from RefSeq and is a predicted model, not a curated record.